AUGUCCAAUUCAAAGGAAGGUUGGUUAAAAAUUAGAAAAAAUGAUCAAACAAAAUGGCAUCGUCGAUAUUGUAUUAUUGAUUGGGAUAAAUCAGUUUUAUUUAUUGCAUCAAAAGUUGACACACGUUAUAGAGAUUGGAUUAAACUUUUACCAAAUAUAAUUAUUAAUGAUUUUGAAUAUUCAUUUAAUAAUGAAUCAAAUCAUAAUAAUAAUAAUACUUUAGUAAUUAAUACAAUUGAAAUUAUUUCUGAUAAUGGAACAUCAACAAAUUACUUACAAGCAGAAACAAAAAAAGAUUAUGAUAGUUGGUUAUUAGCAUUAAAACAAACAGCAUAUAGUCGAGUGGGUGGUGGUAAGUUAAUUCUUUAA
Molecule: messenger RNA, 369 nt
Organism: Rotaria sp. Silwood2
Lineage: Eukaryota; Metazoa; Rotifera; Eurotatoria; Philodinida; Philodinidae
Source: the annotation of a GenBank genome assembly